Prorocentrum cordatum is the source of this 1914-nucleotide messenger RNA. Lineage: Eukaryota; Dinophyceae; Prorocentrales; Prorocentraceae. The record is from the annotation of a GenBank genome assembly.
AUGGCAGCAAUCAGCGCUGCGGUUGUGCUUCCAGCAAGCUUGGGCGAGUCGCUUGGCGUUGCUGACUACGCUCCUGGGCUUACGUUUGGGGAGGCCUUGCAGCAUGCUGAGAACAUGAAGAUGAGCGACAACCCGCUCAUCAAGGCCGACAAUAUAGACACAGCAGGCCAGUGCAACAUCGCCGAUCUGCCAGCGGAGUUCGCGACGGAGCGUGGGAGGAUGAUCGAAUACUUCGCGGACUACGUGGGGGGCUUCGGCGGCGACAUCCCCUGGCAAACGCUUCGCGGCCUUGCGAAGACCUGCGGCUACAAGAGCAUGCCAGAACAAUUCUCUCUGAAGAGGGAGCCCGCUGGUCAGUACUCCAUGCAGCUGUUCAUCACCAAGAAGCCCGACGGCAAGCACGACAUCCUCAAGGACGUGAGCCCCUUGUCGGUGACGACUAGGGCAGAAACGUGCAUGCAGAUGUCUCGUGGCACUGACUUAAUCUGGCGUUAUGGCAACCAGUAUCGGAUUGGCCGCCUGGCUGUCCAGCACAUGCUCGAGAAGUUGGAAGGCUGCCAGCUGCGGUACCACACCGUUGUCGCGAAGCCUGGCAAGGGGCCGUCCAGGAAGACGGCCGAGCGGGAACUCAAGGCCGCAGGGUGCAGGUUCAUUCGAGAGAAGGGGCCACGGAGCAACAAUGCGAACCAAUUCAUGGAGGUCGCAGAUCGGGAGAACGCCCACCCAGACAGUUCGACCUUUGGCUGGGAGGAAAGCCGACUCGAAAGGGCUUUGGACAACUAUGCCAGGGGCAGGGCGAAUGCAGAGGGUCUCACGAUUUGGGUCUUGGCGCUCCGAGACUUCGACCCCUGGUUCCCCAACGGCGUCAUCAGGCCCAUCUUGGCGUCCACCCUCAGGAGGUUCGGCGUUGCGUGGCUAGGCAAGACGCGAGUCGGGAAGAGCGCGGGGUCGACGACUGUGUCUUUCAUGAUGAGCCGCGUGGAGAUCGAGGCGUUGGAACAGUCUGGGGAAGUCGCGAAGGGCGACCUUCUUCCGACCGCCGGGACCGCCAAACACUUCGAUUUCUUCAAAGGUGAGCCUGUGUGCAAUCAUGCUUACGACAAAGACUUCGAGGCGGAGCUCGUGUCCAAGUGGGCGGAGGGUACUCCGAAAGGCGUGAACAGUAACGACUUCAUGAGGUUGAUCAGGCCCUCGCGCCGCCAGGUAAAGGAGGACGAGGACUUGCCUGCCAUCGGUGCUCGCACUCAUUUUGUUUUGGUCGCUGACAAGCUGGUGUACUUCCGCCACGCCAGCGACGGACGGGGCCGAGUGCCGUGGUGGACCUACACCAACCCCAACAAGCCCGACCUUUUCAACCAGGGCUGCAAGGAGGCCUUCGGCGCAUACAAGCAGGACCCCACUAAGCCAGUCUACUCUGCGUACUUCGAAGACGACGUCAAGUGGUCGAUGAAGAACUUGAAGGGGCGCGCGGGCCUGCUCGACAACGUCGACAAGGACGAGCAGCAGGCGAUUUACGAGUCCAUGCAGAAGGGGUUCUGGGAGAUGAACAUGAAGGACAACGACAUGCUGAUGGACCUCAGCUCGCCUCCCCGCAAGCGCCUGGCGACGGGCCCCAAGGCUUCCACGGGGUGCGGUGGCGACCUCAGUGAGUUGGACAUCGAGGAGCAGAAGGCGAUCCACGAGGCGAUCCAGCUGGACUACUUCAACAAGAACAUGAGGGACGCUGGCGCACAGAUUGACCUCACUACUCCACCACGCCAGCGCCCUGCCACGGCGGGCUACGACGACGUGCUGGAGAACGGGCUCACGCGCUACCUCGACGAGCAGGACGCAAUCGACAACCAGCAGGCGAAGGAGGCUCGCGAGCAGGCGGCAGCGGACGCCGCGAGCCAGGGCGGCGGCAUGGCGGACUGA